Messenger RNA from Gekko japonicus, 4061 nucleotides. It is a transcript of the gene NRCAM, whose product is annotated as neuronal cell adhesion molecule. The transcript has 31 exons. The record is from RefSeq and is a predicted model, not a curated record. NCBI's taxonomy places the organism in Eukaryota, Metazoa, Chordata, Lepidosauria, Squamata, Gekkonidae. The coding region runs from base 1 to 3942 and encodes 1313 amino acids. Gene Ontology annotation, biological process: cell-cell adhesion; brain development. Gene Ontology annotation, molecular function: cell-cell adhesion mediator activity.
AUGGAAAGGAGCAAUAUCUAUGCACGCAGAAUUUCCUUGGUUUUCUUUCUAUGCCAAAUAAUUAUAGCAUUGGAAGUACCUCCUGAUCCAAAACUUCUUGAAGAAUUGCCACAGCCUCCAACAAUAACACAACAGUCUCCAAAAAACUAUAUUAUUGACCCAAGGGAGAACAUUGUAAUACAGUGUGAAGCAAAAGGAAAGCCACCUCCUAGCUUCUCAUGGACACGUAAUGGAACUCAUUUUGACAUAGAUAAAGACGCAUGGGUAAGAAUGAAGCCACAGUCAGGAACUCUUAUAAUAAAUAUUAUAAAUGAAGAAAAUGGAGGAAAGGCAGAAGCAUAUGAAGGAGUUUAUCAGUGCACAGCAAGAAAUGAACGUGGAGCGGCAAUUUCGAAUAAUAUCGUAGUACGGUCAUCCAGGUCCCCCUUGUGGACUAAGGAAACCUUAGUUCCAAUAAGAGUAAUCGAAGGUCAAUACGUAAUACUCCCCUGUAGGGCUCCAAUGGGAUUACCUCCACCUAUAAUAUUUUGGAUGGAUAACUCUUUUCAAAAGCUGCCUCAAAAUGAUAGAGUUUCCCAAAGUCUAAAUGGAGACCUUUAUUUUUCAAAUGUAAAACCAGAGGACACACGUGAAGAUUAUAUAUGUUAUGCAAGAUUUAAUCACACACAGACUAUUCAACAGAAGCAACCCAUUUCUUUAAAGGUUGAACCAGUGGAUUCAUUGAAUGAAACUAUAGCUGCUAAUAUGAGUGACUCUGAUUUUUAUGGUGCCACGGAAUACAUAGAGAGACGACCAACUCUUCUGACUCCUACUGGAAUCACAAGUAGCAAAAUAGAGCUAAGAGGAAACACCCUUAUGUUGGAGUGUAUUGCAGAAGGAUUACCUACACCAGUUAUCCACUGGAUUAAAGAAGGUGGUGAGCUUCCUGCCAAUAGAACUUUAUAUGAAAAUUUUAAAAAAACCCUCAAAAUCAUACAUAUUACAGAAGCUGAUUCUGGAAAAUAUAAAUGCUCAGCAAGAAAUCGAUUCGGUUCUGCUCAUCAUGUUAUUACAGUCACUGUCAAAGCUGCACCUUACUGGAUAAGAGAACCUACAAACCUUGUGUUAUCCCCAGGAGAACAUGGUAACUUGAUCUGCAGAGCUAAUGGCAAUCCCAAACCCAGCAUAAACUGGUUAGCAAAUGGAGUUUCCAUUGCAAUUGCACCUGAAGAUCCUAGCAGAAGAGUAGAUGGUGAUACAAUUAUAUUCACUGAUGUACAAGAACGUUCAAGUGCUGUUUAUCAGUGUAAUGCCUCUAAUGAAUAUGGAUAUCUACUGGCAAAUGCAUUUGUGAAUGUUUUGGCUGUGGCACCAAGAAUUCUUACUCCUCGAAAUCAGCUGUACCAAGUCAUUGCAAACAAACCUGCAUUGCUACAUUGUGCUUUUUUUGGUUCACCUGUGCCUUCAAUCGAAUGGUUUAAAGGAGCAAAAGGUAGUAUUCUCCAGGGAGAACACUAUGUUUUCCAUAACAAUGGCACCUUGGAAAUUCCUGUGGCCCAGAAGGAUAGCAGUGGCACAUAUACCUGUGUAGCAGGAAAUAAAUUAGGAAAGGUACAAAAUGAAGUUCAAUUGGAAAUUAAAGAACCAACAAUGAUUAUUAAGCAGCCUGAAUACAAAAUGGUACAAAGGAAUGGACAGGUUUCCUUUGAAUGUACAAUUAAAUAUGACCCUACCUUAAUACCUACAGUUACAUGGUUGAAAGACAGUGGUGAAUUAUCAAAUGAUGAAAGGUUUAUUGUUGGUAAAUACAACUUAACCAUUGUGAAUGUAACUGAUAAGGAUGGUGGAACGUAUACUUGCCUAGCUAAUACUACUCUGGACAGUGUUUCUGCGAGUGCUGUGCUUACUGUUGUUGCUCCUCCAACAACUCCACCUGUUGUUUACGAUCGUCCUGAUCCUCCAUUUGAUUUGGAAUUGACUGACAAACUAGAGAGAAGUGUUCAGCUCACAUGGGUGCCAGGAGAUGACAAUAACAGCCCUAUCACAAAAUAUAUCAUUGAGUAUGAAGAUGCCAUGCAUGAACCAGGGAUAUGGCAUUACCAUAUGGAUGUCCUUGGGAUCCAGACAACUGUACAACUGAAGCUGUCACCAUAUGUUAACUAUUCAUUUCGUGUAAUAGCUGUCAAUGAGAUUGGAAAGAGUCAGCCGAGUGAUCCCUCUGAAAGAUACUUGACAGAAUCUGCAAAGCCAGAUGAAAAUCCAACUGUUAUUCAGGGGAAUGGAUCAGAACCUGAUAAGUUGGUGAUUAUGUGGGAGCCAUUAAAGCGUAUUCAGUCUAAUGGUCCAGGGCUUCAGUAUCAAGUCAGUUGGCGGCAAAAGGAUGUUGAUGAUGAGUGGACAUCUGUUACCGUUGCUAAUGUAUCUAAGUAUAUUGUGUCUGGUACACCAACUUUUGUUCCAUAUGAAAUAAAAGUACAGGCAUUAAAUGAUUUGGGAUUUGCACCAGAACCUUCAACAGCAAUUGGAUAUUCUGGGGAAGACUUACCAAUGGUUGCACCAGAAAAUUUGGAGGUACAUGUUGUAAACAGCACCUUAGCAAAAGUGCGAUGGGAUCCAGUUCCACUAAACCUUGUCCGAGGCCAUCUUCGGGGGUACAAUAUUUACUACUGGAAAGUGCAAACCUUAUCUGGAAAAAGUAAGCGGCAUGCAGACAAAAAGGUAUUGACUUUCAGUGGAAAUAAGACGCAUGGGAUGUUACCAGGACUGGAGCCAUAUAGUUCUUACAAGCUGAAUGUUAAAGUGUUUAAUGGGAAAGGAGAAGGACCAGCAACCCCUGAAAAGAAAUUUACAACUCCUGAAGGAGUUCCCAGUGCGCCGUCCUUUUUGAAGAUUUCUAAUCCAAGUUUGGACUCCCUCACUUUGGAAUGGGGACCACCUACUCAUCCAAAUGGUAUUUUGAUAGGAUAUACACUGAAAUUUCAGCCAAUUAAUAGCACACAUGAAUUAGGUCGCUUGGAGGAGAUCAGUAUUCCAGCCAAUGAGACUACCGUGAUAAUAAGCAACUUAAAUUACAGCACUCGAUACAAGUUUUACUUCUAUGCAAAAACAUCCAUUGGCUCUGGAAGUCAAAUAACAGAGGAGGCAGUAACAAUUAUGGAUGAAGGAUAUUCAGAGAACCAGUUUGAAACCUCCCGUAUAAUGCAUCCCGUCCAUCCAACAUUUUAUAAGGUGCAACCAGUUAAUCCAAGGAUCAGAAAUGUUACUGCAGCAGCUGCUGAGACCUAUGCCAAUAUCAGUUGGGAGUAUGAGGGUCCAGAUCAUGAGAACAUUUAUGUUGAAUAUGGUGUGGCAGGCAGCAAAGAAGAAUUGAAAAAAGAAAAUGUAAAUGGUUCCCGGAGCUUCUUUGUAUUAAAGGGAUUAACACCAGGAACAUCAUAUAAAGUUCGGGUUGGUGCUCUUUCUGGUGUUAGCAGUUCAGAGGCUGUGUUUGAGACAGGUCCAGCAAAGGCAAGUCGACAGGUUGACAUUGCAACUCAAGGAUGGUUCAUUGGUCUUAUGUGUGCAGUUGCCCUUCUCAUCUUGAUUUUGCUGAUUGUUUGUUUCAUAAGAAGAAAUAAAGGUGGAAAAUAUCCAGUGAAAGAAAAGGAAGAUGCUCAUGGUGAUCCAGAAAUUCAGCCUAUGAAAGAAGAUGAUGGAACUCUUGGGGAAUACAGGUCUCUUGAAAGUGAUGCAGAUGACCACAAACCUCUAAAAAAAGGAAGCAGGACACCUUCAGACAGGACUGUGAAAAAAGAGGACAGCGAUGAUAGUUUAGUUGACUAUGGAGAAGGUGUCAAUGGACAGUUCAAUGAGGAUGGCUCCUUUAUUGGACAAUACAGUGGUAAAAAAGAGAAAGAACCUGCAGAAGGAAAUGAAAGUUCUGAGGCUCCUUCCCCAGUCAACGCAAUGAAUUCAUUUGUCUAAAUAAAGAGAAAGCCAACAAUUCUGCCCCAUUCCAACAUUUUCAUUAUUAUUUUUUCAAGCACGUAUUAUUGGACAUGAAAGAAACCAAUGUUCUACACAACAGAAGUGCUCUAAGUACA